Cornus florida is the source of this 3422-nucleotide messenger RNA. Its product is annotated as oxysterol-binding protein-related protein 1D. Gene Ontology annotation, cellular component: cytosol; membrane; intracellular membrane-bounded organelle. The transcript is spliced from 8 exons. The coding region runs from base 639 to 3065 and encodes 808 amino acids. The record is from RefSeq and is a predicted model, not a curated record. Lineage: Eukaryota; Viridiplantae; Streptophyta; Magnoliopsida; Cornales; Cornaceae. Gene Ontology annotation, molecular function: sterol binding.
UAGUCUCGCCCCCUCUCCUCCCCCACGCUUCCCCCCUCUCUCUCUCUAUAUCUCUAUUUAUAUAUACACACAAACACACAUUAUACAAUACUUACAAGUCUCACAUACGCAAUAUUUCUCUCUCUAUUAUAUACAUAUACUAUCAUAGCUAGCCUGACUGUGCUACAUACUGACUCACUGAACAGUGAAUUAAAUGGAUCUGUUCUGGCUGCAUACGCAUCUUUAUCGCCUGCUUGCUUAAUUGACGUGAACUGCAGCUGCAGCGAGUUAUAACUGUCCAUUGUUACACACUCUCUCUCUACAUCUCUCCCUUUCUCUCUCUAUAUCUAUCUAUUAUCUUUAUACUUUUAGUGUCGGUAAUCUGAUCUAUCUUUACUGUACGCGUCGUUUGCGAUCUUAUGUCAUAUCAGAAAACUUUCGAAUGUAUCGCCCUAUCGACCUCCGAUCGGGUGCUACGUUUCUCAUCGGACAUACUACGAUCUCUUUCUAGCUCGAAAACGACUGCGUUCGAGAGAUCGUUUCGGUUCGUGUUCGGCGUUUCGGAGGCACAUUCAAUGAGAUGAGAACGAGAUCGAAUUAGGUGAUUUUUGGUAAUGUGAUCGAAUCGUUUGAUUGGGUGAUUUGUCGGUGUUAUUGAGAUGAAUCCAUUGUGCUGCAUUGCUCCAGUUUCGAUCGAUCGGGAUCGGAACAAUCCGGUGGUCGCUAAGCCACAGACACAGUGUCAGUUAGGGUUUGAUGGUUCUGUGAGAAAUGUGAACUUCAGUUCGAAAUCGAGCUUUUCAGCUCAAGUCUCGUCGGUGGGUAUUGAUUUGAAUGGAUUGAAUGUGGCUGUGAAUCAGGCUGAAGAUAAUGUUUUGGUUGAAUCGAGAGAUCCCAAGGUGUUUGGCAACAAUGGCAGUGUGGCUGGGAUUUUGUACAAGUGGGUGAACUAUGGGAAAGGUUGGAAGUCGAGGUGGUUUGUGCUUGAACAUGGGGUGCUUUCGUAUUAUAAGAUUCACGGGCCGGACAAAAUCGAGUUGAGUUCGGUGAGAGAGAAGGGGGUUAAUGUGAUCGGAGAGGAGUCUUUGAGGUACAUGAGAAAGGCUAAUUGGAGCAAUAACCGACUUGGUGGUUCCACAAGGCAGUGGAAACCGUUUGGGGAGAUACAUUUGAAGGUUUCUUCUGUUCGGGCAAGCAAGUCGGAUGACAGAAGGCUGUCCAUUUUCACUGGAACAAAAACGCUUCACUUGCGUUGUGUUUCUAGAGAGGACAGAACUACAUGGAUCGAGGCACUCCUUGCUGCGAAAGAUCAAUUCCCUAGAGUGUUGACGAGCAGCGAUUUUGCACCUUCUGAAGAUAUUGUAGUUUCAACUGAGAAGUUACGAUUACGAUUACUGCAAGAAGGCAUGAAUGAGGCGGUAAUAGAAGAGUGUGAGUCUAUUAUGCUACAUGAACUCUCUGAGCUACAAAAUCAGUUGAAGGCUCUUCAAUUUAAACACAUUAUGCUGAUAGACACACUAAGACAGUUGGAGACAGAGAAAAUUGAGCUGGAAACAACAGUAGUGGACGAAACAAAGGAACACGAUUCAUGUUGUGGACAAGGGAAUAGAAGAUUCAGUGAUUUCUACUCCAUCAUGUCAGAGGGUAGUGCAAGUGAGUCUGAUGCAGAUAAUGAAAGUCGAGAGGGAGUGGAUGUUGAAACAGAUGAAGAUGAUGGGGCAUUUUUUGAUACAAAUGAUUUUCUAUCUUCAGACUCUCUAAGAAGCGCUUCCUAUCGGAGUAGAGAGAACAUGGGAAAUGCUUGUACUACUUCAAUGUAUGAAAGAGAGUAUUUCUUUUCUGAUCGGUUACGGGAAGGUGGAAUGGAGAUAAAGGCAAUUCAAUAUCCAUACAUCAAAAGAAGGGAUAGUUUACCAGAACCAAAGGAGAAAGAGAAGCCCGUUGGUUUAUGGUCAAUAAUCAAGGACAACAUCGGGAAGGAUCUCUCUGGUGUUUGCCUACCUGUUUACUUUAAUGAGCCACUAUCUUCAUUGCAGAAGUGCUUUGAAGAUUUGGAGUAUUCAUACUUGGUUGACCGGGCACUGGAAUGGGGAAAGCAGGGGAACGAUUUGAUGAGAAUUCUAAACAUUGCAGCUUUUGCUGUGUCUGGUUAUGCUUCAACAGAAGGUCGGCAGUGCAAACCCUUCAAUCCUCUACUCGGAGAGACUUACGAGGCUGACUAUCCAGACAAGGGUCUACGAUUCUUCUCUGAAAAGGUGAGUCACCACCCGAUGGUUGUUGCCUGUCACUGUGAAGGCAGAGGCUGGAAAUUCUGGGCUGAUUCUAAUCUCAAAGGCAAAUUUUGGGGGCGUUCUAUUCAGCUCGAUCCUGUGGGUGUCCUUUCCCUACAGUUUGAAGAUGGCGAAACUUUCCAGUGGAGCAAGGUCACUACCUCCAUAUACAAUAUCAUACUUGGUAAAAUCUAUUGUGACCAUUAUGGUACCAUGCGCAUCAGGGGCAGUGGUAACUACUCUUGCAAGCUCAAGUUCAAGGAGCAGUCUAUUAUAGAUCGAAAUCCACACCAGGUUCACGGAUUUGUGCAAGAUAAUAGAACUGGGGAGAAGGUAGCGAUGUUGGUGGGGAAGUGGGAUGAGGCAAUGUACUAUGUGUUGGGCGAUCCAACUAUGAAGCCAAAGGGUUAUGAUCCAAUGACAGAGGCUGUGAUGCUGUGGGAAAGAGACAAAUCUAUUACCAAGACAAGAUACAACCUGACACCCUUUGCAAUAUCCUUGAAUGAAUUGACACCUGGCUUAAUGGAGAAGCUGCCACCAACUGACUCAAGGUUGAGGCCAGAUCAGCGGCAUUUAGAGAAUGGGGAAUAUGAGAUGGCAAAUGCAGAGAAGCUGAGACUUGAACAGUUGCAGCGACAGGCAAGGAGGUUGCAGGAACAAGGUUGGCAACCAAGAUGGUUCCGAAAGGACAAAGAGGAUGGGUGUUACCGUUAUAUUGGUGGAUACUGGGAAGCAAGAGAGGCAAGGAAUUGGGAACAAAUUUCUGAUAUAUUUGACCAGAGCAGCGACUCCUCCCUUCUUUGCAUGGAAGAGUAGCUAGUCUUUUGGCCAAACUUGCUGUGUACCAUUUUAUUUUCCCUUUAUUUUCAGUCGUUUUCUUUUUUACGUGUAGACAUUUAGGAACUAGCACGCGAGUUUUUGGCAAAAGCAUUUGAAUGUCAUAUAGAAGAAGCUUGUUUAAGUUGCAAUGUAGUAGGAGUGUAAAACAAACCAAGGUGGUACUCAAUCUCAGUUCUUGGCUCCACUAGAGGAGGCAGGCUUAUUUGAGAUUGGUUGGUGAGAUGAACUACUACUAGUUAACAUUUUGAUGCUGGUUAAUUUAUUGAACUUGGCUCCAUAAGCAAUAUGAAAUUUUAUAAAAGGAAAAGCUGAUCAAGCUCGUCUUACAACUCC